Molecule: messenger RNA, 3699 nt
Organism: Microcebus murinus (gray mouse lemur)
Lineage: Eukaryota; Metazoa; Chordata; Mammalia; Primates; Cheirogaleidae
Gene: NTN4
Product: netrin 4
Biological process (GO): animal organ morphogenesis; substrate adhesion-dependent cell spreading; axon guidance
Cellular component (GO): laminin trimer
Molecular function (GO): protein binding
Source: RefSeq, a predicted model, not a curated record
GGGAGGAGGGCUGGCACCGGAGCGCCGCGGUGUCGGUGCAAUAAAAAUGCAUCCCAUGGAACUGCCCAUGGAGAAGGACGGGACCGAGACGCGGCGGCCAGAGGAGGUGGUAAGAGCGGAGGAGGACGCCCAGGAGGCGGCGGCGGCGGCGGCCGGGAAGUGAAAGGUCUCGCAAAGUUCAGCAGCGGCUGCGGGCGCCGAUCCCCGGGCUAGAGGCGGACGAGCCCGCAGGGGCAGGGCGGCCAGGCCGGCUAUGGUCCCGGGGCUCCCGCCGCCCCCCAGCUGCCCGGGCCCCGCCAGGCCGGUGCGCCAGGGUCACCCCACCGCCCGGCGCGGCCCCGGCCCGCUGCUGCCCGCCGCCCGCGCCCACUGACCGAGCCCGGCGCCCCCGGAGGACGAGGAAAUAAAGAGCCCCAGUUCCUUCGGAGGACUGCUGGCGCUUCAGCCCGCAGCCCAGAGGUCUCGGCUCCCUCCCGCACCCGCGCGACCCGGCUGCUCCCGGCUCCUCACGGCCAUGGGGAGCUGCGCGCGGCUGCUGCUGCUCUGGGGCUGCUCCGCGGUGGCCGCAGGACUGAGUGGAGUAGCUGGACUGAGUUCACGCUGUGAAAAAGCCUGCAACCCUCGGAUGGGAAAUUUGGCCUUGGGGAGAAAACUCUGGGCGGACACCACGUGUGGCCAGAAUGCCACUGAACUGUACUGCUUCUACAGUGAAAACACUGACCUGACGUGUCGGCAGCCCAAGUGUGACAAGUGCAAUGCUGCCCAUCCUCACCUGGCUCACCUGCCGUCUGCCAUGGCAGACUCCUCCUUCAGGUUUCCUCGCACGUGGUGGCAGUCGGCGGAGGAUGUGCACAGAGAAAAGAUCCAGUUAGACCUGGAAGCUGAAUUCUACUUCACUCAUCUAAUUAUGGUGUUCAAGUCCCCCAGGCCGGCAGCCAUGGUGCUCGACCGGUCCCAGGACUUUGGGAAAACAUGGAAGCCUUAUAAGUACUUUGCAACUAACUGCUCAGCCACAUUUGGCCUGGAGGAUGAUGUUGUCAAGAAGGGAGCUAUUUGCACUUCUCGAUACUCCAGUCCUUUUCCGUGCACUGGAGGAGAGGUUAUUUUCAAAGCUCUGUCACCACCAUACAAUACAGAGAACCCUUACAGUGCCAAAGUUCAGGAGCAGCUGAAGAUCACCAACCUCCGUGUGCAGCUGCUAAAACGACAGUCUUGUCCCUGUCAGAGAAAUGACCUGAACGAAAAGCCUCAACAUUUCACACACUAUGCAAUCUAUGAUUUCAUUGUCAAGGGGAGCUGCUUCUGCAACGGCCAUGCUGAUCAAUGCGUACCUGUUGAUGGCUUCAGACCUGUCAAGGCCCCAGGAGCAUUCCACGUGGUCCAUGGGAAGUGUAUGUGUAAGCACAACACAGCAGGCAGCCAUUGCCAGCACUGUGCACCACUAUACAAUGACCGGCCCUGGGAGGCAGCCGAUGGCAGGACAGGGGCUCCUAAAGAGUGCAGAACCUGCAAGUGCAAUGGGCAUGCUGAUGCCUGCCACUUCGACAUUAAUGUGUGGGAGGCAUCGGGGAACCGUAGCGGUGGUGUCUGCAACGACUGUCAGCACAACACGGAGGGUCAGCAUUGCCAGAGGUGUAAGCCAGGCUUUUACCGUGACCUUCGCAGACCCUUCUCUGCUCCAGAUGCUUGCAAAUUGUGUUCCUGCCAUCCGGUUGGAUCAGCUGUCCUUCCUUUCAGCUCAGUGACCUUCUGUGACCCCAGCAAUGGUGACUGCCCUUGCAAGCCUGGGGUGGCAGGGCCACAUUGUGACAGGUGCAUGGUGGGGUACUGGGGCUUCGGGGACUACGGCUGUCAGCCUUGUGACUGUGCAGGGAGCUGCGACCCUCUCACUGGAGACUGCCUCAGCAGCAGCACAGACAUGGACUGGUAUCAUGAAAUUCCUGACUUCCAUUCCAUGCAAAAUAAGAGCGAACCAACCUGGGAGUGGGAGGAUGAGCAAGGAUUUUCAGCACUUCGACACUCAGGUAAAUGUGAAUGUAAGGAACAGGUGUUAGGAAAUGCCAAGGCAUUCUGUGGAAUGAAAUAUUCAUAUGUGCUAAAAAUAAAGAUUUUAUCAGCUCAUGAUAAAGGUUCUCAUGCGGAGGUCAAUGUGAAGAUUAAAAAAGUCUUAAAAUCUACCAAAUUGAAGAUUUUACGAGGAAAGCGAACAUUAUAUCCAGAAUCAUGGACUAACAGAGGCUGCACUUGCCCAAUCCUCAAUCCUGGCUUGGAAUACCUUGUAGCAGGACAUGAAGAUGUAAGAACAGGCAAACUAGUUGUGAAUAUGAAAAGUUUUGUCCAGCACUGGAAACCAUCUCUCGGAAGAAAAGUCAUGGAUAUUUUAAAAAGAGAGUGCAAGUAGCAAUAAAGAUGUACAGCACAUAAUGGCACUUCUCUAUAUACAAAACACAAACAUAAUGGGAAGGAGACCUCAAAAAUGAAACUGGAAUUUUUUAAAGUGCCAAAAUGUAUAGAAAUGUUCCAAUGCAUGGGCCUUGUCUAACUUAUCUCUUCUGGGCCCAUAUUUAAAUACAGUUCUAUUUCAUGAAAAGGAAUGAAAAAUCCUACAGUGAUGUCUGUUUUCUAUGGGACUGAUUCUGAACUUCAUAAUUAUUAAGAAUAUUUUAAUAGCAGCAUGAUAUUUAGCAGUAAUCCAUUAAGGGCAGUGCCUCUUAACAAGGACUCCUUCCAGCUUCAAUUAUGUUAUUUACAUUUGAUGCUACUUAAAGUAAUUAAUGAGAUUUUAAGAAAUCCCCAACGCUACUAUCAGGAAAGGUGUUUCUUAAAAAGAGCCUUCUCUUGUGUGUUAGGUAUGAACUUUGGUCUGUGGGGUGUUAAAUGGAACCUCUCCACAUGUAUAUAGUAUUUCCUUGUAUAAAGCACUUUACUACCUACCACUUGGCGUUGUGAAAGUUCGGAGACUGCUGUUGACAGAAAGAAAAGAAAAAGCUGUGUAAGAAAACCUACUGAAACAGAAGCACUACCACUACCUGUACACAAAAGUGACUAUAUAAAGGAAGUUAUGCUAUUUAACUCUGAACACUUGGAGAGACUAUAUGAAGAUGCAACCUAAAAGGAGACUAUGUUUGCAUGAAGUCUCAGCGUCGGGCUAGAGGUUAGAUUCCAGGAUACCAGCCAUGAUGAAACUUUUUUAAAAACUAAACAAGAAGAGACUUUAAAAUAAGAUUAAGAAAUCAUAAGUGUAGACAUAUGCUUGGAUAAAGGGGAAAUGGACUUUAAAAUUUAAAAAGCUCAUUUAUUUACAAUGCACUUGUAUACACUUAAAAAAUUAUUGUAGACACAGAAUUUGUUAUAUUUUUGUGUUUAGUAUUUAAACCUGAACAUCAAAACAGUUUUCUUCCUUGUCUUUCUUAAACAGUAUAUGGUCACUAUAUUUACCCAUUUUUUAACACAAUGUAUGUGAUGGUUCACCAAAUUAUAGUUUUUCAUUAUUAUUCCUCUUCUAGACCCACAUAUAACCACUAAAUAUACAGUUUAUUCUGUACUUGAAUAUACAAAACAUGAACACAGUGCCAUAUAAUUAACUUCACAUACAGAACAUAUUCUUUUCCUGAGGUCCUGUGGACUUGCAAAAAUAUAUAUAUAUUGCUUUGUUAAUUUGUUUUUAUAUUUCAUAUAUGUAAUAAAGGAAUACGAUCU